Messenger RNA from Haplochromis burtoni (Burton's mouthbrooder), 2297 nucleotides. Its product is annotated as spastin-like. NCBI's taxonomy places the organism in Eukaryota, Metazoa, Chordata, Actinopteri, Cichliformes, Cichlidae. Gene Ontology annotation, molecular function: ATP binding; ATP hydrolysis activity. Gene Ontology annotation, cellular component: microtubule cytoskeleton. The record is from RefSeq and is a predicted model, not a curated record. The transcript has a single exon. Bases 288 to 1409 code for a protein of 373 amino acids.
AAGAGUGAUGAUGUCACAAGGACAUGUGAUGAUGUCACAAGGACAUGUGAUGAUGUCACAAGCACAUGCCUUUGAGCCUUUGAAGUUUUUCUAUAAAUAGGGGUCAGGAGCAGCAAGUUUUAGUCAGUUUGUUCGCAGCCUUCAAACGUUCGACCAGAGCUAUAUUUGAAAGUAUUUGUAAACCUCUGUAACAUCACGCUCCAAAGCCCUGUGACGUUUCUGUGUUCUGUGACGUUGUCCCAAAGAAAGACCUUUAAAUGCGAUAAAUAGCCUAAACGUUUUCGUUUAUGACUAGUUUACCGUGUUAUGACUGUGAACAGGGGGGAAGUCGCGCAAGAGAAAUGUCGACCAAAACAAUUGCAAGUAAGCCAAAGUCAGUUCCUAAAAGUCAACCCGCAGGUGUUUCCACCACCAUCAGACCCUCCACUUCUGUAAGACCUCCAUUAAGAAUAACUGAUGCAAAGAAAACCGCUCGGGUGGGAAAAACUCAGAAUGGAAGACCGGCAGCUGUGAAACAGCCCCCGAAGAGGGAUAUGAAAAAGAAUGUGGACAGUAAACUGGUCAGCUUAAUUACAAAUGAAAUUGUAUACAGUGGAGCGACUGUGUCAUUUGAUGACAUCGCAGGGCAGGAUCUGGCAAAGCAAGCACUUCAAGAAAUUGUCAUCCUUCCUGCCUUAAGACCUGAUCUCUUUACUGGUCUGAGAGCUCCUGCACGUGGCUUGCUUUUAUUUGGCCCACCAGGAAAUGGGAAGACCAUGCUCGCCAAAGCAGUUGCUGCAGAGUCUAAUGCAACAUUCUUCAACAUCAGUGCUGCUAGUUUGACCUCCAAAUAUGUGGGAGAAGGCGAGAAGCUCGUACGAGCACUCUUUGCAGUUGCAAGAGAGAGACAGCCCUCAGUAAUCUUCAUCGAUGAAGUGGACGGCUUGCUCUGUCAAAGGAGGGAGGGGGAGCACGACGCCUCUCGCCGUUUAAAAACUGAGUUCCUCAUUGAGUUUGACGGGUUGCAGUCAGGAAAGGAUGACAGAGUACUUGUAAUGGGAGCAACGAACAGGCCCCAGGAGCUCGAUGAAGCAAUAUUAAGGCGCUUUGCAAAAAGAGUAUAUGUGACCUUACCCGAUGAGAAGACAAGAUUUACGCUGCUGAAAAAUCUUUUGGGAACGCACGGGAGUCCACUGAGCCAAGACGAACUGUCCUGUCUUGCAAAAGUGACUGAAGGAUAUUCAGGGAGCGAUUUGACAGCAUUAGCCAAAGAUGCUGCACUUGGCCCAAUAAGAGAGUUGGCACCAGAACAAGUCCGUGUUAUAGCUGCUGCUGAGGUGCGCAACAUUAAGAUAAAAGACUUUGAGGAUUCUCUGAAGCAAAUCAAACCAACUGUUAGUCCAGCAACUCUUAACAUGUACACCAAAUAGAACAAAGAUUUUGGUGGUCCUUCUUCAAUAAAUCCAAAUCCAGUCAGGCUGGAUGAAACAGAGUGCAAAAAUAAAGAGCUUCUUCAAGAGAAAGAGCAACAGGAAAAAGAAAAAAAACGUAUUCUCCAGGACUUGGAGAGAAGAAAUCUACAACUGAACAAAUUAAUACAAUGAAGGACAGAACACCUGAACUGGAAGGAGAAGUAUUGGAAAAACGAUGUUCAAAGAUGCAGCGUAGGAUCAAUGAAAUGGCGAAAAAACACUCAGAGGUCAUUAAUGAGAUGUUGUUGAACUCAGACAACUUGAAGUGUGAAAACGCUGAAAUGCUUGCACAAAAGCAGCAACAAGAGAAAAUAAAUGAAGACCUGCAGCGUAAGCUUCAAGAAAUCACAAGAAGAAAUGAGCAGUUAGAAAAGAUGCACAAGGAAAAACAACAGCAAAAUACAGACAAGUGCAAUCUAUUAAAAGAAAUGGAGCAAAGAUGCCAGAAACUUGAGAAGGAAGUUGAAGAAACAACCGAUCAGUUGAGAACCCUCAUCCUAGAGAAAAAAGUGGUCGUGGAAAAGCUCAUGGAAAAGAAGAAAAAACGUUUCCGCUUCUUCUGGAGGAGGGACACUCCUGCUUUUUCUACUUUUUCUAUUUUUUCUACUGCUGACGUCACCUCGUCUCCCUCCACCUCUGUUCCAUCUUAAUUUUCACCUCUCCUCUCCCCUUCUCUCCUAACACUUCUUCCCUCUCUCCUUCAUCUUUUUUCACCCCAACCAGUCCCGGCAGUUGACUGCCCCUCGUGAGCCUGGUUCUGCCGGAAGUUUCUGCCCGUUUAAAGGCAGUUUUUCUUCCCCACUGUCGCCUAGUGCUUGCUCAGAGGGGAUUGUUGGGGUUUUCUCU